This is a messenger RNA of Misgurnus anguillicaudatus (oriental weatherfish), 2455 nucleotides long. The record is from RefSeq and is a predicted model, not a curated record. Lineage: Eukaryota; Metazoa; Chordata; Actinopteri; Cypriniformes; Cobitidae.
GUACGUUGCUCCGCCUUCGCGCCUCGCUAUUGGACAAAUCCUGAGUUGUAAUAGUAAACUUGGGCUCUGAUUGGUUGUAAAGUGUUAUGGACGAACAGAAGCUGUUUUAGAAAAUAUCGUACAUCGCAGUAUAUGCAUUAUAAACAACAUCCUAGCUAUUGGAAAUAUUGGAUACCUGCAUCUGUGGUUUUAAAUCAGUUUAAGACCAGUCAUCGAAAUGAAGUUCGUCAGGUUUAUUAUGAAGAACGCUGCCUUGGCCAAUGCGCCUCAACACAUCGAGCACUUUUCCAAAUUUUCGCCUUCACCACUUUCUAUGAAACAAUUUAUAGAUUUUGGUUCAACAAACGCAUGUGAGAAGACGUCUUUUGUUUUCUUGAGACAAGAGUUGCCUGUACGUCUGUCCAACAUUAUGAAGGAAAUCAACUUGCUUCCCAAAAGACUCCUUACAACUCCUUCUGUGCAAAUGGUUCAAAGCUGGUAUAGUCAGAGUUUAAUGGAGAUCUUGGAAUUCUUGGAUAAAAGUCCAGAUGACCACAGUGCAUUAGAAGAGUUUGUGGCUACUCUGGUCAACAUCCGAAACAGGCACAAUGAUGUCGUACCCACUAUGGCGCAAGGUGUGAUCGAAUACAAAGAGGUUUUUGACCAAGAUCCAGUCACCAAUCAGAAUAUUCAGUAUUUCCUGGAUCGCUUCUACCUGAGCCGUAUAUCCAUCAGAAUGCUGAUCAACCAGCACACUCUUGUUUUUGAUGGUACCACAAAUCCAGUUCACCCCAAUACCAUUGGCAGUAUAGACCCUCAUUGUCGGGUGGCAGAAGUUGUUAAAGAUGCCUAUGAAAGUGCCAAGAUGCUGUGUGAUCAAUAUUACCUCAGUUCCCCUGACAUUGUACUUCAAGAACUCAACACAAAUAAUAGGAAUCAGCCUAUUAACAUAGUGUAUGUGCCUUCCCAUCUAUACCAUAUGCUGUUUGAACUGUUUAAGAAUGCAAUGAGAGCAACCAUUGAAAACCAUAAGGAUGGUUGCAAUCUUCCACCUAUUCAGGUUAUGGUGGCUGUAGGAGGAGAGGACCUCACUAUCAAGAUGAGUGACCGAGGUGGUGGAGUUCCCUUUAGGAAGAUGGAGAAUCUGUUUAGCUACAUGUACUCCACUGCACCGACCCCUCAGAUGGAUGCUAUGGAAAGAGCUCCGUUGGCUGGGUUCGGUUACGGGUUGCCCAUCUCCCGGCUCUAUGCCAAGUAUUUCCAGGGUGAUCUUCAGCUCUAUUCGAUGGAGGGCCACGGCACUGACGCAGUCAUCCACUUAAAGGCUUUAUCCACUGACUCAGUGGAGAGACUCCCAGUUUUUAACAAGACAGCUCGGCGAAACUACGAAGUCAGUCAAGGGGCAGAUGAUUGGUGCGUUCCCAGCAGAGAGCCCCUAGACCUGGCUGUGUUUCGACUGGCAAAGUGAAAAGAAACUCACUUCUGGAAGGAAUCUAGUACAGUUCCACGACAGGACCGGAGCAAAGGGCGAUCGUAAGGUUGGGACCGGACGCUGUCCACGUGGCCGGCCACCAUCUCUGCACUCACUUUGAAGCUGCGUAAUCUCUUCGCAAUACUGUAGUUGUCGCAUGCAAUGGUUUUCUUCUGCAUCAUGACUAUAUCAUUUACUUUUUGGUUUGAGAAAGUAGGUUUUGUCAUAGUGUUACCUGCAGACAAUAGCAACUCAUAUGAAGUGUGAAUCUUGUAAAGUGCCAAAAUGUAUAUAAAUCACCCUUCCUUCUAUGGGAGACAGUGAUGGGGAAGAUUCCGGGCCAGAGGAGGAAUUCACAGCAGUGUUAAAAGAAAAGAGAAGUGGCCCUCUAGGCUGUUUUUUGGAACUAGAAUGUAACAACAGACCUGUGCUAAGAAACUUAAGAUAAAUAGCCAUGGUAGUGUUAUAAAUCAGUAUGAAACGCAUGAUGGAUCAUUUACGCUUAAUGAAUCAUUUUGGGGCGGUCGUAGACAAAACAAUGGCACUGAUAUAUGUUAAGAUACGUCAGUGCAAGAUGUUUUUAAAUUAAGGCAGCAUUUAGGAUAAGCCCUGUCCAAGAAACCGCCCCAUUAGGGAACUUCAAGAACCGAAUGUUAAAUCUGCAUCAGCAGCACUGACAUCACAUAACACUCCUUAUUAAAUGAUGAUUGUAUGAUUGUUAAUAUAAAGUAUUUCUACACAGUAUGUCUACUCAGAAUAGCCCAAAAGGCUGAACUGUAAUAUCACUUUGCGAUUUGAGCGUGUGGCCAAACAUAUUUAUGUCAUCACUAGUUUUGUCUUCGGACUGUUACUAAUGUGUAAUAUAUUGGGGAUCACAGAUGUGUUUAGAACCAAUAAGAAUGUACUGUACCAAUCAUAAUGUUAAACUUGAAACACUAACAACAUGUAUUUGCCGAGCAUUUCAAACACAGAGUUUUGUGCACUUGUUUUCUUAUACGAGUUAAA